AUGCCGUUGUGUUUCACUUUCAGCGGCUCAAAGAAAGCCUUCGAUUCACUUGAGACGACAGCGGUCAUGGAAGUUUUGGACGAGCAAGGGGUGAACGAAUGCUGGUCGAAUUUGAUGAAAAGUGUAAAGAAAAUCGGUCUUCAGCUGAACCUAGACAAGACGAUGUUAACGGGGAACGGAUGGGUUUCUGAUGCCCCGCUCAAGCUCAGCGGAACGAAUAUGUCCGAAAGCUCCAGCUAUGUAUAUCGAGAUCCUAACUGGAAAAAGCCUUCUGAUUGUAAGAGAAAAUUCUGGGCGGAGGUGGUCAUGGAAGAUCUGAGGACAUUUGCCGUUGACAGGCACAUUAGUCGAGACGUGAUGUUCCAUCGCUUAUGGAGUAGCGUCGGAAAGAUGGGACGACACACCCUGGCGAAAAUGCAGAUAGCCGCGUUAGGCCGUAACACCCGCUCACCGAUUAAGACUCCAGCCAAUCGGCGGCUUCAUUUUAGUGUGCUGGAUAUUGAGUGGAACCCAGUCGCUCGCGAGUCUGGCUGCCUGAUGGUUGUUGAAACACAUUACUUGUUCCCUGCACCUUUCUUCACUUUCCUUGUGCUGCUGUGCUACCUCACGUCUUCUUUUGCCCAUGUUGGAGUUCAGAUUGAACUGAAGAGCGACAUUUUUACAUGUUCCGCCGAGUUCGGCCAGUAUUGGUUUUGCUUGCUUAGAGCUGGAUGUUAUCAGAACGAUCUUAUCGGCAAAGCGCAAAUGGUAGUAGCAAAGGCUUAUGCAGAACAGAAUCGAAGGUUGAAGAGGAGACUAAAAGAGAUGAAAGAAGAAUUUCAUGAAAUGAAGAAAAAUCAUCUAGAAGCUGAGGCUGGAACUAUUCAACCGUCACCUGGUUUGAAUGAAGCCGCAGAUACGACUGGCUGGACACCAUUGUCACUGGAGAUGAGAGAUACGUCAACCACACCCACAAACGGAGUUAAUGGAAUCUACCGCUUCGAACUGCUGCCGGACAACACGACAAUUACUGCCGAGGUCUACUGCGCUCAUUUGCAAAGACUGGCCGACAAGAUCCGCAAGGAGCACCCGAAGUUCGACAACGUUCGCCUGCUGCACGAUAAUGCGCGCCCUCACAUCGCGAAGAAGACUUCCCAGAAAAUUCUGGGGCUCGGAUGGGAAGUUCUACCGCACCCACCGUACAGCCCGGACCUGGCCCCGAGCGACUACCACAUCUUCCGAUCGCUUCAGCAUCACCUGGAAGAGAAGCGCUACGAUGAUCGUGACCACCUCGAAAAUGACCUUUGGGCUUUCUUCGCCUCUAAAUCGCCGGAGUUCUACGCCAAAGGAAUCCGUGAUCUUGUGAGACGUUGGCAGAAGGGUGUCGAUGUUGAUGAGAUUAUUUCGUCGAAUAAUGAAAUGUUGUUAAAAAGUUGUGUUGUUUUGAAAUUUUGCCGUAUUUCGGCAGAUACUUUCCGAACACCCUAA
Molecule: messenger RNA, 1467 nt
Organism: Necator americanus (New World hookworm)
Lineage: Eukaryota; Metazoa; Nematoda; Chromadorea; Rhabditida; Ancylostomatidae
Exons: 11
Coding region: 1-1467 (488 amino acids)
Molecular function (GO): nucleic acid binding
Source: RefSeq, a predicted model, not a curated record